Messenger RNA from Aphanomyces astaci, 498 nucleotides. RefSeq lists its product as hypothetical. The transcript is spliced from 2 exons. The record is from RefSeq and is a predicted model, not a curated record. The coding region runs from base 1 to 498 and encodes 165 amino acids. NCBI's taxonomy places the organism in Eukaryota, Oomycota, Saprolegniomycetes, Saprolegniales, Verrucalvaceae.
AUGGUGGACUACCAUGCCGACCACACAGCACCCCACUCCCGACUGGGACCACUGGCUCAGACAGGGCCUCGCACGAUGGACCAAGGUCUGCCGCAAACGUCGGGACUGGCGAACUACCAGCCUACGCCUAACACGGAUUCAACAACCUCCAACCGCGAUGAAGUGGCUGCGGGCCUCCCCCACCUUCUGGACAACUGGAUCCCCCCGGCAGAAAAAACAACGCGUCCCAGGCACCUCCACUCAGGCCUUGAAACCGACCGCGAAAAUGUCUCUAUUUCGUCCGCGACUGGCUACUCCAGGACAUGGACCGACCUGACGAAGUUGCACAAGCCUUCCAAUCCUCUGCGGGCACUACCUGGGACACCUACCACUACGAUGAAGACAUGCAAGCCCGCUGCGACAGCAGCCUCCGCACCCGCGUAUCCCCAGGAUAUGGGGGCGUCUCCCAGGAACUCUGGAUCGCUGCCCCUGCAUGCAUACGAGCAAGGGAACGGGUGA